Molecule: messenger RNA, 933 nt
Organism: Nicotiana tabacum (common tobacco)
Lineage: Eukaryota; Viridiplantae; Streptophyta; Magnoliopsida; Solanales; Solanaceae
Source: RefSeq, a predicted model, not a curated record
AUGGACUCUGACAAGCUUCUUGUCAGUGGUUCCUCUAUCUCUAUUGUUGCGGUAUAUGUAGAUGACAUUCUAUUAACAGUCAUUCGAGAACCUCAAGGAUUGAUCCUAUCCCAGAGAAAGUUUACUUUGGAUCUUUUGCAUGAAUUUGCAUCUUUGCAUUUGUCUCCUGCCUCCUCACCUCUUGAUUCUUCUAUCAAAUUGCUCACCAAAACAGGGGAUCCUGUGAAGGAUCUGACCUUAUAUCGUCAUCUUCUCGGUAAGCAUAAUUAUCUUACCCACACCAGGCCUGACCUGUCUUUCACCAUCCAACACCUCAGUCAAUACAUGCAAGACCCACGCCAACCACAUCUUGAUGCUGCUUAUCGAGUACUCUGUUAUCUUUUAAAAGACCCAGGCCUUGGUUUUUUUAUGUCUGCCUCACCUUCAUUUCAGCUCCUUGCUUUUUGUGACUCUGAUUGGGGCACUUGUCCUGAAUCCCGCCGAUCAGUCAGUGAUUUUUACAUAUCCAUAGGCUCUUCUCAUAUUUCUUGGAAGUCCAAGAAACAAACUUACAUCUCUCUUAGUUCUGCUGAGGCAGAAUACCUUUCCAUGAGACGGGUAGUAGCUGAGCUCACUUGGUUGGUUCGCCUCUUUGAAGAUCUGUCCAUCCUCAUUUCUUUUCAUGUUCCUCUUCAUUCUGAUAGUCAAGCCGCACUUCAUAUCACGAAGAACCUCGUGUUCCAUGAACGCACCAAGCAUGUCGAAAUCGACUGUCACUUUGUGCGACAACAAUUUCUUGCUGGGCUUAUCUCUCUUUCUUUUGUUAGAUCUGAUUCUCAGCUUACAGAUCUCUUCACUAAACCUCUCACCGGUCCUCGUCAUCGGAAUCUAUUGGGCAAGUUGGGUGUUCGUACCUUCCCCUCCAACUUGAGGGGGGUGUUGGUGUUACCCUAA